UCGAGGUUCCUCGAAGCAGCUCCUUCCGGUUGAGGCUCCUGCACACGUGGUUCACGCAUCGUCCGGUUGACACCGUGACCGGUUGAAACACAUCCACCGUUCACCCGGUAAUCAUCUCCGUGACGUCUGCCCGGUGUAACAAUGUUUCACGCGGAUGAAAUCGCCGGUCUGUGCUACGGGCGUUUCAACCAGCUGCCCCGGAGAGGGAAGCCCGAGCCGGGCAGAGAGUGGACCCUGCUGGCCGCUGUGCUCCAACUCACCCGGUGCGCUGACUCUGACACAGUUGAAAAGAAGGUCGUUUCUUUGGGAACUGGGACUAAAUGUAUCGGACGCACCGCUAUGAGUCCAAAAGGUGAUGUCCUCAACGACAGCCAUGCGGAAGUCAUUGCCAGACGGGGAUGCAUCAGGUACCUGAUCCAGGAGCUGCACGGGGCCGUGAGCGCUGGAGACAGCUCCGUGUUCUGUCGGGCAGAUCAGCGAGGGAAAUGGAAGCUGAAGCCGGGAGUGUCCUUCCUCUUCUUUACCAGUCACACUCCCUGUGGUGACGCCUCCAUCAUCCCCAUGACUGACAGCGAGUCUCAGCCCUGCCCUCCUGUCACAUCUGUAAAGGGUGAUGGAGGCACUGAUGGAGAGCUGAAGAGGAAAGCUGAGGAACCAAGCGAAGGGAAAAACACUAAACUUCCCCGUCUGGAGGAGCAGGAGACAAAUUUAGAUGAUCCCAAACAAGCAUCAUCUAAAACUGAAGCUCCAUCACAGAGUCACUCUCCAGAAACACCUGACAGUGUUGGACUGCAUCCACAGUCUGUCCCAGACAUUCACAGAACCGGGGCCAAGUGUGUCCCGGGUGGUCCAGCUGACCCUCUGCACCCUGGCGUGGGGUACCACAGCACAGGGGUGCUCCGGGUGAAGCCCGGGCGAGGAGAGCCGACUCUUUCUCUCUCCUGCAGUGACAAGCUGGCCCGCUGGGCGGUGCUGGGCUUCCAGGGCGCGCUGCUGUCCCACUACCUAGAGGAGGCGCUCUACUUCAGCGCCGUGGUGGUCGGGAAGUGUCCGUACAACCGAGAGGCUAUGCACAGAGCUUUGGUCACGAGAUGCUCGCAGGUAUCGGACCUCCCUGCUGGUUUCUCUCCGUGUCCGCUCGAGGUGCUUCAGUCCAGCCUGGAGUUCCCCUUCAGCCAGGCCCAGACCGAGCUCCGACACCAGGCCGGACAGGGACGGAUCUCUCCCUGUGGGGCAGCCAUCAGCUGGUGUAAUGUGACCGAGCAGCCACUAGAUGUCACCGCUAACGGCUACAAGCACGGAGUCACCAGGAAGGCCCUCGGCACGGCCAAAGCCAGAUCUCUGCUGUGUAAACUGGAGCUCUUCACCUCCUUCCUGUCUCUGGUGUCGGCCACCGACCCCUCAGCACUCCCCGACUCUCUCAGUGGACCGGACCUGGCUGGGAUCAUGUUAUCUGCUAAAAUGUUGAUUAACAGAGGGACCACUGUUCUUCCUUUGGAGAGGACUGUCAGCUAUCAACAACACACACACACACAGGAGAACCGAGCUGCAGACCUACUUGGACUACAAACAGGCGUCUGAGUCGUACCAGCAGGCCUGGACGAAGCUCCGCGGUCAGGCCUUCCCUCUGUGGCCACGCAGUGACAGAGAUCUGCUGCUCUUCCACUGAACAAUAAGAAACACACUGACUCAUGUUCAGGUCACAUUUUUAAUAAAAGGACAAACACCUGUUGGGUCAGCUGGAUAAACAUCGUCACCCGGCUCUGUUACGCUGUUUUCAGGGCAGGUUAAUGACCGCUCACCGGUGUCCUCGGAUGACGGUUUUAUUUUCACAAUGUGCAUAACGUGUUGUGACUGCAGCUGCCCGGAGUUCACGCUCUGAAAACACAGCACGCAAGAUUUUGUGUUUGAUUCCCAGUUUGAGCGCUCUCUCCCAUUGUGGUGCGGUGCUGACCUAUAAACCUGAACCGGGGUGUGUGAAUAGACUCCAGUCCCGCUGGGAUUCUUAACUCGCUCCAAAAGACAAAGAAUCGGUUGAAUGUGGAUAAUUCUGCACAACAGUUAGGUCCUUUAUCAGAAGUCCAGACACCGAGUCGAUGCGGGGACUGAGCAGCGGUUGUGUUUUUUUGCAGAUUCAGCUGACAGUUAGCAGCAUGCAGCAGGUCACGCUGUUCUCAUUUGUCUGCAGUCCAGAUUUGUACUGUGUUGUAUAAGUUGCUUACAAGUUUCCCACAGGUCCUUGAAAUCCUUGAAAGUCAGUUUGAGGGAGGAAAGCGGGAUUGGCAUACAACUAAAUACUACAGCAGUAGGGAUGUAACGAUGCAUCGUGACACGAUUAAAAAUGAAUUGCGAUUCUUCGCGAAUGCGAGAGAAGUAGGAUAUGUUCUUUUU
Larimichthys crocea (large yellow croaker) is the source of this 2391-nucleotide messenger RNA. RefSeq names its product adenosine deaminase tRNA specific 1 (gene adat1). Gene Ontology annotation, molecular function: adenosine deaminase activity; RNA binding; tRNA-specific adenosine deaminase activity. The transcript is spliced from 10 exons. The coding region runs from base 142 to 1581 and encodes 479 amino acids. The record is from RefSeq and is a predicted model, not a curated record. NCBI's taxonomy places the organism in Eukaryota, Metazoa, Chordata, Actinopteri, Sciaenidae. Gene Ontology annotation, biological process: tRNA processing.